GAGUCAGUCCGAAACAGCCAGGUUUAAAGAAGCUUCAGUAUGAGAAUUUAUUUCCUUAUAUUACUAAUAAGCUUGAGUGCUAAAUAUAUCGCAGCUAAUGACGAGUCACCACGUUUUGUAAAUGAAGUGUCAGAGGAGUUUGUGCCGAAACGUCACGUAAGACCAGCAAUCCAAAUUUUACCUGUAGAGCGACGAUAUAUAAAAUAUAAUCCAUUUGUUGUACCCAAUUCUUCAGUUGAAGAUAAAAUUGAUGUAGUUGCCGAUGGCAAAGCUAAAUCUUCGGAUGUUGCAGAAGAGCGACCGCGCAUAAGAUAUAUUAGAGGCCGCAUUCCUAGGCGUUAUAUACAUGUUAAGCCUUUACUUGUUGAUAAUGUUGAAAAUGCUGCACUCGUUAAACGUAUCAGUGCUGAUCUUUCACAAAACUUACCUUGUACAAGACCACAAGGAAAAUAACCAUGUAUCCAUUUCAUAACUCACACAAUAAAUACUGAAGUGUUUAAUUCAGUAUUAAACAGUUUAAAGAUUGAAAAAC
Messenger RNA from Teleopsis dalmanni, 532 nucleotides. RefSeq lists its product as uncharacterized. Bases 40 to 453 code for a protein of 137 amino acids. The transcript has 2 exons. NCBI's taxonomy places the organism in Eukaryota, Metazoa, Arthropoda, Insecta, Diptera, Diopsidae. The record is from RefSeq and is a predicted model, not a curated record.